AUGGCCAGCUCACAACCGCAAGCGGUGACACAGAGAUGCCCCCAGCCCAGCCUGGUCAUGAAACUCAAGCUUUCAGUCCCGGGGGGCUCCGCCGAAGAUUCGGCGCUGAGCGCGGGGUUUAGCCUGAAAAAGGAGAAGGCUCUGCAGGCAGCCAUGGUGCUGUACGCAACCGGCUUCAAUGCAUGGGGCCAACUGCACUUUGAGAGGCCGAGGGAUGAAGACGACCGGGAGCCCGAGGACAUCUCGACCUUCACUUGCGUAUUGCAGGAUGACGACAUUGACGAGAUCCGUCCCUUCUUGUCUUACACUCGAGUCCACGAUGGCGAUCACACCUUUUACCAGUACCCAUCCAUCCGUCACCUCCUCGCCAACAACCCCUCCCACACAUUCCCCAACUUCCCCGGCAUAACCCAGCUAGUCGCCUUCGAAGUUGGUUUUGCCGCCCUCUCAUCAUCCGGCCGCGUCUGGACAUGGGGCGACGAACGCUACACGGCCUGCCUGGGCCGAGAGCCCUCUGACGACAGCCCCGCAGACACCCCCAACCCAGUCACCGACCUAGACGACCUCCCCACGGGCCCCAUCGUUAAGCUCGCCGCAGGCGGCUACCUCCUGGCGGCGCUCACAGCCGGCCACGACCUCUACUGCUGGGGCGACGCCGGGCGGUCGCGGGUCCUCGCCGACCUGUCCGACACGCCCAGCCCCGUGGUGAUCUACAACGACAACAAUAACGACAACAACAGCAACGACAACGACGACACCGGAAACAACGACGACAACGACGACAACCAGCAGCAGGAGGAGGAGGAGGAGCAGGAGCAGCAGGAGAGGGAGGAAGAGGAUGUGAUCGACGUAGCGAUCGGCGAGGCACACAUGCUGGCCCUGACAGCCGCGGGGCGCGUGUACGUGGUCGGCGACAACGGCAACGGCCAGCUCGGUCUGCCGGGACGGGCAUCCGCGUGGAGCUGGACACGCGUCGAUUUAGGGGCAGAGUCGGGACAGGUCAUCGGCGUUGCGGCGGGGCCGAGGAAUUCGUUUCUGGUUGUUCGUAAUACCUAG
Messenger RNA from Thermothielavioides terrestris NRRL 8126, 1056 nucleotides. RefSeq lists its product as uncharacterized. Lineage: Eukaryota; Fungi; Ascomycota; Sordariomycetes; Sordariales; Chaetomiaceae. The record is from RefSeq and is a predicted model, not a curated record. The coding region runs from base 1 to 1056 and encodes 351 amino acids. The transcript is spliced from 5 exons.